AUGGGAGAUCAAAAUGCUUGUGGUGAAUGUGGUUUUACAACCUCUAAUUUUGAAGCAUUUACCGAGCAUAUUGCUAAACAUGAAGAAGGAACUGAAAAAGUAACAAAAUUAGAAAAAAUAUCAUCUGAAAAAAAAGUUAAUGAAUGGAAUGUUAAAAAUGAAAAAGAUUCAAAUCCAAUUAAUUCUAUAAAUUGUGAUAUGAAUCUUUUACCAUUAUCACCUAAUACUAGUUCUGAUGGAUCAAUUUGUCAACAAUCACCACCUGCUGGUGAAAAUCAAGGAAAUCCAGAAUUUAUAAGAAUUCUUCCACCAGCAAGAAAUUCAAAUAUUAAAGGAGAAAAGCAGCUGUUAACAUGCCCACAUUGUAAAUUCCAGACAUUUAUGUCGCAACAUAUGAAAAGUCAUUUGGAUGCUCAUGAAAGACAUCAAGGUCAGAUGUAUCAAUGUGAUAUUUGUCAUAUGCAAUUUAGUCAAAAAGCUAAUAUGCAUAGACAUAGAAUGCGUCAUACUGGAGUUAAACCAUAUCCAUGUAAAUAUUGUGAUAAAAAAUUUUUCAGAAAAGACCAAAUGCAAGAACAUUCAAUGACUCAUAUCAAAACUGGAGUUGAUUUUGAUUGUCCAGUAACGGGAUGUGAUAUUGUUUGUUCACAACAUUCAAUGCUUAGAACACAUCUUGAUGAUGUACAUCAAAUUAGUUCCUUCAAAUCAGCUAGUUGUAAAAGAUGUACAUUAAUUUUUACUAAUUCAAGACGCUUGCUUCUUCACUAUCAAACUAAACAUGAGGAUGGUGGAAAAUAUUCAAUUGGUAAAGGAUCAGCUAAAUCACCUAAUGAAGAUAAUACAAAACAUUUAGAACAAGAAAGUAAAGAUACCUCAUCAUCAGCAUUAGAUAAUCUUUUUGGUGAUAUAAGAUUAAAAGCAUUACUUGAAAAUUCAUCUAUUCCUGUAACACCAAUAAAAAAAAGGGGUACAAAAAGAGGCAAAUCAUCAAUAAAUGAUAUUAAAACUGAAAAUUUUACUGUUCAAAAAGAGGUACAAGAUAAUAUGUUAUCAAUGUUAACAGAAGCCGCUUUAAAUGCUGCUGAAUCAAAUCAUAAUCAAUUUGAUUCAUUAUUAAAACAUGAAAAUUUUACUGAUAAUUUCGCUUUACAAGUUAAAGAUCUUUUAGGCAAUUUUACUCAAGAUGAUACUAGCAAAACAUCAUUGUUUAAUUUAAACACACCAACAUCAACUAUAUCAAAUGAUGUACAAAGUCAUAGCUCCUCAGAUGAUAGUACUAUUUCAAUGGAUUUAGAUGAGCCAACAAACAAACUAGCUAAAGUAAAUCUUAAAAAUGUUAGAACAUGUGAUAUUUGUAAUAUAAUUUUUAUUGAUCCUUGUGUAUAUUUAUUGCACAAAGGUCUUCAUGAUGAAAUGGAUCCAUACAAAUGCAAUUUAUGUGGAGUGAAAUGUAAAGAUGUGUAUACAUUUAGUUGUCAUAUUAUUAAUGCUCCGCAUUAA
Molecule: messenger RNA, 1500 nt
Organism: Strongyloides ratti
Lineage: Eukaryota; Metazoa; Nematoda; Chromadorea; Rhabditida; Strongyloididae
Product: Zinc finger, C2H2 domain and Zinc finger C2H2-type/integrase DNA-binding domain and Zinc finger, C2H2-like domain-containing protein
Exons: 3
Coding region: 1-1500 (499 amino acids)
Biological process (GO): regulation of transcription by RNA polymerase II
Cellular component (GO): nucleus
Molecular function (GO): DNA-binding transcription activator activity, RNA polymerase II-specific; RNA polymerase II cis-regulatory region sequence-specific DNA binding
Source: RefSeq, a predicted model, not a curated record